UGGCUCCCGGGCGAGGCGGGGCGAGCUGCCCGCUGGGCCCGCAAUGUGGAGCGGGCCUGGGUGGCCGGUGGGGAGCGGACGAAGGUAUCAGGAGUUGAAAUGACAUGGAAAAGUAUUCAAAGCGUGAACUGUGAAAUUAACUGCUUCCACUUGAUACUGAAGGAAGGUAAACUGAAACUCCAAAAAUGAUGACCUCUUCAUUAGCAAGUUACAGGAAAAGCACAUGCAAGGCAACUAAAUAAGGACUGUGAUAUGAAAGUUUUGUCAGAUAAACUGUCCAAAAGAAGUACAUACUUUUAGGCUGUUACAUUAAAUUAUUGAACUCUGCAYUGUAUGACCCUCCCUGAUAUCCAGYACUUCUGCAUAUGAAAUGCUUCAAAAGAAGKAGCUGSUGUGGCUUAUUUGUGACUGAAGUGAAUUACAUUGAAUAUAAAGGGUGCAGAGGCCAGUGCAGCUUGAACAGACUUCCCACACCAAUGGAAAAAACUUCUGGUUUGAAGCAAAAUAUGACAACUGUAUUUUUGCUCAUUGGUCAUUUCAUUGUAUUGAUGCCUCUAUUCAGUGCUGAAAGAUGUGUUAUCUGUGAUUACUUUGUGCUUGUUGGAGAGCCUACAGCUAUUACUUGCCCAAUAAUUACACUGCCAGUGCUUCACUCUGAUUACAAUCUGACAUGGUAUAAAAAUGGUAGUGCUAUACCAGUGACCACAGAGAGAGAUGCCAGGAUCCACCAGCGAGAGGGCUUGCUUUGGUUUAUUCCUGCAAUGCUGGAAGAUUCUGGACUUUAUGAAUGCAGUUUAAGGAGCCUUAACCACUCUAACAAAAAAACGAUAAAUUUAACAGUUUUUAAGAACGAUAAUGGUUUGUGUUUUAAUGGAGAAAUGAAAUAUGAACAAAAAGUGAUGAGCUCAAAUACUGGAAAGAUUAUAUGCCCUGAUCUAGAACAUUUUAAGGAUGAAGACAAUAAUCAGGCUGAAGUUCACUGGCAUAAGGUAUUGAGCAUGUGUGUUUCAUAUAUACAAGAUACAAAAUGUAUUAUUUAAAAUGUCUUAUGGAGU
Messenger RNA from Malurus melanocephalus (red-backed fairy wren), 1055 nucleotides. Its product is annotated as interleukin-1 receptor type 1-like. Gene Ontology annotation, molecular function: interleukin-1, type I, activating receptor activity. Gene Ontology annotation, biological process: regulation of inflammatory response. The transcript is spliced from 6 exons. Bases 366 to 1040 code for a protein of 224 amino acids. NCBI's taxonomy places the organism in Eukaryota, Metazoa, Chordata, Aves, Passeriformes, Maluridae. The record is from RefSeq and is a predicted model, not a curated record.